Messenger RNA from Thecamonas trahens ATCC 50062, 1827 nucleotides. RefSeq lists its product as uncharacterized. NCBI's taxonomy places the organism in Eukaryota, Apusomonadida, Apusomonadidae. Bases 1 to 1773 code for a protein of 590 amino acids. The transcript has 2 exons. The record is from RefSeq and is a predicted model, not a curated record.
AUGGCGGACGAGGUUGCGGAGAUGCAGAGCGCAUCGGCAGAGAGCAAGGCCGCGCUGGCGACAAGGACUCGCUCGUUUGGCAAGUUGGACGAGGUGCGCAAGGCAAAGAACGUGGCUCGCUUGCUCAAGUUGUACCAGGAUGAGAUUGUGGCUCUCUCGGAGAGGGCAGAGUCGGCCGAGGGCCAUCUGCUGGCUCUUGUUCGCUUCCUCGCCUCGGACUCGCUGCCGGAUCCGGCCACUAUGGUUCCGCGUCGUGUGGUUGAGUCUCUGGAGACGCAGCUGGCUGCUGCCAAUGCCCGCAUUGCAGAGCUGGAGGCUCAGCUCGCAGGCUCACCGCUCCCGCUGGCGCAGCAGCCGCAGACCCCCAGUGCGCUCUCAGCGGUCGCGGAUGCGCUUGAUGACGACGACGACGACGAUGCGGCUGGCUGGGGUUCGGACGGAGACUGGGGAGAGGCAUUUCCCUCGUCCGACGCCGAGCCCCAGCCCGAGCCUGUGACCCAGCCUGAGUCCGAGCCCGAGCCCGAGCCCGAGCCCGAGCCUGCGCCGCAGCCUGCGCUCGACACUGUUUCGCUCGAGGAGCACAACGCGGCCAUCGAGGCAGCUCGGGUGACCAUCGGCGACCUAUCGAACAAGCUCAAUCUUGCGGCCGAGCGGAUCAUGGCCGAUGACGCUCGCUUCGACAAGCUGCGAACCGAGUACACCCAGCACCUGACCGCCAUGCAGGGCCGUAUUACUGAGCUCGAGACCGCCGCUGCCGCCGCCUGCGAGGCCUCCACCGACGAAGUCGACGAGCUCGGCGCCCAGGUCGAGCGCCUUCAGUCGCAGCUCGCCGACGCCCAGGCCGAAAUCAUGAAGCUCAACUCUGCUCUGGCCGCUGCAGAGUCCGCUACCCCCACCCCGGGCGCAGACGCCCGCGUUGCCGAGCUGGAGGAGAGGCUGCUUGCCGCAGAGUCACAGCGCGACACAGCAGAGACUGCCAUCGACGAGCUCGAGAGCCGCAUCAUCGAGCUGGAGGAGCUGCAGGAGCAUGCCUCCCGUGCCCGCUCGCUCGCUGAAUCGCGCGCCGCUGAGCUCGAGGCUCAGCUGGCCGCUCGCGACGAGGCCGCCGCCGCUGCUCCUGCCCCUACCUCUGCUCUUUCCGACGAUGCCGCCGACGGUGACUGGGGCGCUUGGGCUGCCGACGACGAGCCCACGGAUCCUGUAUCCGCUAGCGCUGCAAUCGAUGCAGACGCCGAGCUCACUCAGCUCCGCGAAGCCCUUACCGCUGCCAACAGCGAACUCGCCGAGCUCCGCGACGAAGUUGUCCGCCUCAACGAGGCCCUCGUCGCCGCCCAGGCCACCCACGAGCAGACUCUCGACGACGACGCCGCAGACGCCGACGCUGCAGACGCCGAGUUGGUACAGGUCCGCGAGGCGCUCGCAGCGUGCCAGGCCGAGCUCACCAAGGCCCGCGACGACCAGUGUGCCGCAGUCGAGGAGAUCGCGCGGCUCCACGCGGCACUGCUCAACGAGCAGGCGACCCACGAGACGACUCUCGACUCGCACGCCGACCUCUCGACCGAGGUCGAGUGUCUGCACGCCGCUGCCAACGGGACCCCGGUCGCCGCACAUGCUCCUGCUGCAGCUGCUUUUGAUCUCCACGCCGACAUUGCUGACAUUGCCGCUAACGUCCGCGCCCUCCGCGAGGAAGCCGCCGCCGCCGCACAGGCUCGUGCCCGCGACGGCGCUCUCCAGGCCAUCCUUCUGCAGGCGCUCAACACACUCGGCGCAUGAGCGACCCGGCCUGCUUUACUGUGCAAAGACUGCCAUAAACUCCUCGGGCGAGAC